Exophiala aquamarina CBS 119918 is the source of this 420-nucleotide messenger RNA. RefSeq names its product programmed cell death protein 5. The transcript has 3 exons. Gene Ontology annotation, cellular component: nucleus; cytosol. The record is from RefSeq and is a predicted model, not a curated record. The coding region runs from base 1 to 420 and encodes 139 amino acids. Lineage: Eukaryota; Fungi; Ascomycota; Eurotiomycetes; Chaetothyriales; Herpotrichiellaceae. Gene Ontology annotation, molecular function: DNA binding.
AUGGCAGAUGACGAGCUAGCACAAAUCAGAGCUGCCCGCCUUGCUCAAUUGAAGCAGCAGGGCGGAGGGCGCAGCGGACAAACGGCCGAUGGAGGCAAUGAGGAUGAGCAAAGGAAACAAGAAUCCGAAGCACGGUCAUCCAUCCUCAAUCAGAUCCUCGAACCCGAAGCCCAGGACAGAUUGGGCAGAAUUCGCCUGGUCAAAGAGUCACGAGCCACUGAUGUCGAGAACAGACUCAUAACCCUUGCCCGAUCCGGUCAGCUGCGUCAGAAGGUCACCGAGGAUCAACUCAAAGACAUGCUUGCUAGCCUCUCUGAACAUGAGAAGCAGUCUGGCCAGACUCUAGAAAGCGUCAAGGUUGUGCGAAGAGGCGGUUGGGACGACGACGAUGAUCUUGAUGAUCUCCUAAAAGAUUCAUGA